This is a messenger RNA of Glycine soja, 2226 nucleotides long. Its product is annotated as IRK-interacting protein-like. Bases 163 to 2037 code for a protein of 624 amino acids. NCBI's taxonomy places the organism in Eukaryota, Viridiplantae, Streptophyta, Magnoliopsida, Fabales, Fabaceae. The record is from RefSeq and is a predicted model, not a curated record. The transcript has 2 exons.
GUGCUCACGCCAUUAGUUUCCCUAUGAGAACAGAGACAAGGCUCGUUUCAUUGGGUUUGAGACGUGACCUGUUGUAUACCUCAUUCCAUUUUCUGAUUCUCCACAAGAUCUCAUUCUUACCACAGAUACAAUAAUAGCCAUCAAGCCAAAUCCAGCCGUUGGAUGCCACCACUUGAAAACCCGUUUUGUUCUUUUCCGAUUGUCAAUAAAAAUUCCAAGCAUAUCAAUAUUCUAGUGCACACAUAUUAUCUUCUCGGCUUUUGCAUUACAUGCUCCACUUUGUUCUUGCUUUUGUUGUGCCUCAUGGCUGCAACUGCAACCAACAACCCUCAAAUAACAAGGGAGGAAAUCCAAACUGCCAUAGCCAAAGCAGUGGAAUUAAGGGCCCUUCAUGCUGCAUUAACACAAGGAAGUAGUCCAGGCACAAACAAUGCUAGAUUUCCAUCACCUUCCCCUGCUUCUCACUUCUCUGCCCAAGACUACCCUGUUUUCACACCAAGUUAUGAAGAUGAGGCACACCAGAACUCAACAAGGAGCAGAACAAUAUCAGAAAGCUGUGAUGAGAAUGGGGUAGAAGGAGGAGAGAACAGCAUGACCCCCUCAGAUUACAAGGAGAAAUCAAAUUCAAGAAAGGGACUACCUUUUGGAUUUGGCAACCUUGACUCUCACAUGUGUCCUGCUGAUGAUGAUACCAAAUCUGUGACUGGUUCUUGUGCAAAUCACAUUACUGUUCUCCAAACAUCACCGGCGGCCACCGCGAAUGACUACUUCAAAUCCAGGAGGACAAACAGUUUGGGGGACUCGAAGCAGCCCCUAUCUUCCUGCAAUAGGUGCAACCCUGCUGUCAUAACUAGUGAAUAUGAGAACACAAGGAACAACAAGAGCUCCAACAUUGUUGUCCCCCUCACAGACUCCCAUGCCUCUUUCCAAACCCAACCAAGAAGUAAAGGGCUGAUUUCAUGGCUGUUCCCUAGGUUGAAGAAGAAGCAUAAUAAGAAUGUGAGUUCCCCAAGCAGAACAGAAUCUGAGGAAGUCUCUCAGGUUCUCAAGGACAUGGGGAUAGUGUCAGUUGAGGCACUGAAGAGGGAACUGAUGGAUGCAAAUGAGAGUAGAGAUGCUGCCUUGGUGGAAGUUUCUGAGAUGAGAUCUUCACUUGGAGAACUGAAACAAAAGUUGGAGUACGUAGAGAGUUACUGUGAAGAGUUGAAGAAAGCUUUGAGGCAAGCAAUACUCACAAGAGAAACCACAUUUUCUGAAAAGCUUAAUAGCCCUCCUCAGAGAGGAACACCACCCUUUGAUGGGAAUGGGGAAAAUUUGAUGCCUGUGGGUGAGGAUGUUAUGGUUGAGGGCUUCUUGCAGAUAGUGUCAGAAUCAAGGUUAUCGGUGAAGCAAUUCUGCAAGACCCUUAUAUGCCAGAUUGAAGAAACUGAUCAUUCUUUGAUGGACAACUUGAACUUGCUUCUCCAACCAUAUAAGCUCUCCUUGAAUUCCAAAUACUCAAAGGCAGUUCUAUACCAUUUUGAAGCCUUCAUAAACCAGUCCUUCUACCAAGACUUUGAGAACAGUGUGUUCCAAAAGAAUGGCUGCACAAAAUUCUUAGACCCUAGGCAAGAUCGCCAAGCACAAUUCUCAUCCUUUGUCGCGCUUAGGAAUUUGAGCUGGAGUGAGGUUCUCAGAAAGGGUACUAAGUAUUACAGUGAAGAGUUUAGCAAGUUCUGUGACCAGAAAAUGAGUUGCAUCAUUACUACACUGAAUUGGACUAGGCCUUGGCCUGAGCAACUCCUUCAGGCUUUCUUCGUGGCAGCAAAGUGCAUAUGGUUGCUACAUUUAUUGGCAUUUUCUUUCAACCCUCCAUUGGGAAUUUUAAGGGUGGAAGAGAAUAGAAGCUUUGAUCCUCACUACAUGGAAGAUUUGGUUACUGAUAGACAGAGGUCACAAGGUCCAAGCCGGGUUAAGAUCGUGGUGGUGCCAGGGUUCUAUGUUCAGGAUAUGAUCUUGAGGUGUAGAGUUAUUUGCAGGCACAAAUCUGCACCAUAAAUUAAGUGAAAUGGAACUUGGAAAUUGUUUUAAUUUCACUGUCCAUUUUAUUUAGAUUCUCUCUUCUCUGUAAGUUUGUAAAAUCCAAAUGUAUCCGGUAAUAAAGUAUAAUCGCUCAAAUUGGUUACAUCUUUUACUAACUAGAUUUUGGAUGCUUGAUAAUGAGCACUAAGUGGGCUUGUCUAUGUA